GAUCGGAAAAUCUUGCAGGGUGGCAGCCUUUCUAGCACUGUGUGAGAGUGAGUGAGGGAGAGAGAGAGAGUGAAAUUGCACUGACAUCAUUCCGCUUUCUUCAAGAAAAGAAAAACAAAUUAAAAUGGAAGCACUAGACAUACUUGAAAAAAGGAUAGAUGCCCUGACGCGAGUACUUGGCCCCUUGCCGGAAGCCCAUGGAGAACACUCGGACGGCAGCAGCAGUUCCCAAUCAGCGAAUAUUGUUGACUCACUCUGCUCUGCCAACGCUUUGUUGAGUGAAGCAACCACUGGACGCACACAGCUGCAGCAGUGUGUGGGACGAGCGGCCGAGCUGGAGAAGUAUCUGGAUCCAAACUUUUUGGAGGAACAGCAGCAGGUGCGAUCCAAAGAGGUCUAUCUGAAUGCUGUGGCACCGGAGCUGUAUGCACAGAGUGAACAAUUGGAGCGAGUCAAGCAGCUGGAACCGGCACUGGGUGCUGAAUACUUUCGCAGCAUACCCAAUGAGUGUCUGGACAAGCUUAAGCAGAUCACCGAGAACAAUGGCGAAUAUGCCCAGCAAAGCGAACUAAUCGAGGAGAGCCUGAUAUUGGCCAUGAAGCGAUAUGGUGAGAUACAAGCGGGUCUCCUCAGCUCACUGGAUACCAUGAGUCAGCGCCUCGAUCAGGUGGAGCAGCGCAUGGAGCAAAAGAAGCGUUCCGACUUGACAAAGGAUGUUCCCUUAGAGGGCUGAGAAUUGCAAUUGCUGAAAGUAUUUACCCCUAGACAUUGUUCCACUGUUCGCCUGUAAGAUUUAUAUAUUUAAUACACUAGCACAAUACACGAAUCUAUCAACUAAAAC
Drosophila innubila is the source of this 841-nucleotide messenger RNA. RefSeq lists its product as uncharacterized. Gene Ontology annotation, biological process: cytoskeleton-dependent cytokinesis. Bases 125 to 733 code for a protein of 202 amino acids. Gene Ontology annotation, cellular component: dynactin complex. Lineage: Eukaryota; Metazoa; Arthropoda; Insecta; Diptera; Drosophilidae. The record is from RefSeq and is a predicted model, not a curated record. The transcript has a single exon.